Messenger RNA from Necator americanus (New World hookworm), 1392 nucleotides. RefSeq lists its product as uncharacterized. The transcript is spliced from 10 exons. The record is from RefSeq and is a predicted model, not a curated record. Lineage: Eukaryota; Metazoa; Nematoda; Chromadorea; Rhabditida; Ancylostomatidae. The coding region runs from base 1 to 1392 and encodes 463 amino acids.
AUGCGCUUUAACGAAAACCGUUGGACCAGAGCCGUAAGCGACUGGGUUCCCCGCGAUAUUGAGCGCACUACAGGAAGACCGCCAACAAGGUCAGAUUUCUUCACGAAGUCCUUCAAAGAAACGUAUGAUGCACUUCGUGUCUCACGCGAAAGGAGGAACCACUUGGCUACUCUGGCACGCGAUCGGGACAAAUGGAUGAAUUACUGGCGCCCGCUCGACCAGUUCGAAGAUCAACGGGAGUCAGGGUAUUUUAAGUAUCCGGAACGAAAAGAUAUGGGACACUGCCCACCGCAUUUUGGUAAAGUCAGUGUGUUUGUCGCAUAUUCUGGACAAACUGGACAGCAGAUAUACGCCUUUGCCCAGAAAACGUUGCAAUGCUAUUUAAAAGGCACCAACUACACAUUGUUUCUUGUGGAUCUUGACAGUGACCCAAUAAUACAGGAGAGAUGCAAAGCGCACGGAAAUGUUUUCUACAAAAAACACUGUGCUGCAGCACUCUACCUUCCGAAAACAGACUGGAUGCUUGUGAUCGAUGCUGACACAGGUGAUACACAAAGUUCAAGAGGAACGGGCAAAAUCUUCCUUGGAAAAAAUGCAAUACUUUGCAAACUUGACGGACUUUUUGUCAGCGUUUGGCGGAGAGGUGGAGUAACAUUGUUCACGGAGGACUUAAUGCCUGGGGCCAAAAUAAUACGUUCGCCCGCGUCUGUAUGGAAUAGCGUCAUAAACCCCAACCAUUGCAUAGAGGAAUGGAUAGAUGAACGAGUGAGCAUCAUCCUCUACGAACGUUUUUUUAAUUUGGAAUUCGCAGCUGGCAACUACAUAGUCAAGAACACGAUGUUCGGCAACAAUUUUCUGCGUAAAUGGUCAGAAUACGAAUUCAAACAACCAAAAUCUUAUAACGGAUACGAUCAAGGGGGACUCAUGAUGCUACUUCUCGAGUCAUUGAUUCCUGAAGCGGUAAAGGAACAAAACAUUUGCCAUCACUAUUGGAAGAAAGCGUCGAACUAUUCGACAUAUAUGGCAACUGUCAUGUGCGUGAGAUUAUCAUUGGGAGCAACGACUGUAUGGCCUGGAAAAGUCCGUUUUUAUAGAAGAACUAAGGUUUUUACGCGCGAUGGUUGGAGUACCGAUCAAAAAUGGUCAGAUGAGGACUUCAUGUUUCAUGGAUGGAAAACCACCAAUAACCUCACUUGGGUCACCGUUUUCGAAAGCAAAAUUGACUUUAAUCUAUGCGGAAAAGGCAUUGUUGGUUGGAAAUGGCACGAGGAAACCAAAAUAACUUCAGCAGAAAUGAGAAGUAUGUUUCUACAACAAGAAAAGCACUAUCUCUCGCAAUUUCCACAGGAGGGAAGAGUUAAUCCACUUCUUGAUGUUCUGAACAUUCUAUGA